Grus americana (Whooping crane) is the source of this 2718-nucleotide messenger RNA. It is a transcript of the gene GBE1, whose product is annotated as 1,4-alpha-glucan branching enzyme 1. Gene Ontology annotation, molecular function: hydrolase activity, hydrolyzing O-glycosyl compounds; 1,4-alpha-glucan branching enzyme activity; cation binding. NCBI's taxonomy places the organism in Eukaryota, Metazoa, Chordata, Aves, Gruiformes, Gruidae. Gene Ontology annotation, biological process: glycogen biosynthetic process. The record is from RefSeq and is a predicted model, not a curated record. Bases 389 to 2548 code for a protein of 719 amino acids. The transcript has 19 exons. Gene Ontology annotation, cellular component: cytoplasm.
UGGGGGGGGGCGGCGCGGCCCAGGCUGCUGGCACAGAGGGCGGGGAGGGGCGGCGGAGGCGGCCGCCUCCCGACCCCGGCGGGCUGCCCCGGCCGGUGGGCGGCGCCGGGUGGUGAGAGGCAGGGGGCGCCUCUCCCGUCCGCCCGCCCCGGCCCCCCUCCCUGGGUGUAUAUAGCGGCGGCGCGGCGCGGCGCGAAUCCUGCGGCGGGCAAAAUGGCAGCCGCCGUCAGCACGCAACCCCCGCAGCCGCUGAAGCUGCCGCAGCUGCUGGAGCGGGACCCCUACCUGGCCCCCUUCGAGACGGACUUCCAGCGCAGAACUGGCUAGCUUCAGAAAGUGUAAAGUACUAAAUAUUCACAGAACAAUUCUGGUUUGAGGGGACCCCUGAAUGCUGUCUGUGUCCCAGCCUCCUGCUCAGAAUCAGCUACAACAGGAUACAGAACUGUGCUUCUGCUGUUUUACAAGACCUUCUAUGACAGGUAACCUUGUUCUGUGUCCAGAUGUGUUUAAUCUCCUGAGGUAUUCUCUGUUUUAUAAUCGCUUGAAGAACAUUGAAGAAAAUGAAGGAGGCCUUGAUAAAUUUUCAAAGAGUUACAAAACCUUCGGAGUUAACCAAUUUGUGGAUGGUGGAGUAUAUUGCAAAGAGUGGGCACCGGGAGCAGAAGCAGUGUUUCUCACAGGUGACUUCAAUGGCUGGAAUCCAUUUUCUCAUCCAUAUAAGAAGAUGGAGUAUGGGAAGUGGGAGCUAUUUAUUCCGCCUGGAGAAGAUGGUUAUCCUCCUGUGCCCCAUGGAUCAAAGCUAAAGGUGGUGAUUCGGGCUCAAAAUGGCGAACUCCUCUAUCGUAUUUCGCCUUGGGCAAGAUAUGUAGUCCGUGAUGAAGACAAAGUGAAUUAUGAUUGGGUACACUGGAAUCCACCACAGUCAUAUAUACGUAAGCAUCCUUCCCCCAAGAGAUUAAAAAGCCUAAGAAUCUAUGAAUCUCAUGUGGGGAUUGCUUCCCCAGAAGGGAAAGUAGCUUCUUAUAAAAAUUUCACAUACAAUGUAUUACCUAGAAUAAAGGAUCUUGGCUAUAACUGUGUCCAGCUGAUGGCUAUUAUGGAACAUGCAUACUAUGCCAGUUUUGGUUAUCAGGUCACAAGCUUCUUUGCAGCAUCAAGCCGUUACGGAACUCCAGAUGACCUGAAAGAAAUGAUUGACGUUGCUCACUCAAUGGGCAUUACUGUUCUACUGGAUGUUGUGCACAGCCAUGCAUCAAAAAACUCUGAAGAUGGUCUCAACAAAUUUGAUGGUACAGAUUCUUGUUUCUUCCAUUCUGGUCCUAAAGGAACUCAUCAGCUCUGGGACAGCAGGCUCUUUGACUAUGCAAAUUGGGAAGUUUUGAGAUUCCUUCUGUCUAAUUUGAGAAUGUGGAUCGAAGACUAUCACUUUGAUGGAUUCCGAUUUGAUGGUGUUACAUCUAUGUUGUAUCACCAUCAUGGGAUUGGCACAGGGUUCAGUGGAGAUUACAAUGAAUAUUUUGGCCUACAUGUGGAUGAAGAUGCUUUGUGUUAUCUAAUGCUGGCCAACCACAUGAUUAAGUUCUUGCAUCCGGAAUGCAUAACCAUAGCAGAGGAUGUUUCUGGGAUGCCAGCUCUCUGUCGUCCUGUUGCAGAGGGAGGAGGGGGUUUUGAUUAUCGUCUAGCCAUGGCGAUUCCAGAUAAGUGGAUACAGAUAAUUAAGGAGCUGAAAGAUGAAGACUGGAAUAUGGGCAACAUUGUGCAUACAUUAACAAACAGACGGUAUGAAGAAAAAUACAUUGCAUAUGCAGAGAGUCAUGACCAGGCGCUUGUUGGUGAUAAGACAUUGGCGUUUCGACUGAUGGAUGCAGAGAUGUAUACAAACAUGAGUGUGCUCUCGCCUCUUACUCCAGUUAUUGAUCGUGGAAUACAGCUUCAUAAAAUGAUUCGUCUCAUUACUCAUGCACUUGGAGGAGAGAGCUAUCUGAACUUCAUGGGUAAUGAAUUUGGACAUCCAGAAUGGCUUGACUUCCCCAGAAAAGGGAAUAAUGAGAGCUACCACUAUGCCAGAAGACAGUUUAAUCUUACUGAGGAUCAUCUUCUUCGCUAUAGAUUCCUAAAUGCAUUUGAUAGAGAUAUGAAUAAAUUGGAGGAAAGAUUUGGCUGGCUUGCAUCUCCCCCGGCCUUUGUGAGUGAAAAGCAUGAAUCCAAUAAGGUCAUAGCAUUUGAGAGAGCAGGUCUCAUUUUUAUUUUCAACUUCCAUCCGUAUCAAAGUUACGUGGACUACAGAGUGGGUAUUGAAACUCCAGGAAAGUAUAAAAUCCUUCUGGAUUCUGAUGCUGCGGAAUAUGGAGGGCAUCAAAGGCUGGACCACAGUACAGAGCACUUCUCUGAAGAAUAUCCUCACAAUUAUCGACCUAAUUCACUUAUGCAAUCCAAUUCACAGACCACCUUCAGCCAACACCCUAGAAGAUGCCACAAGCACCACAUAGAGGUGUACAUUCCAAGCAGAGUGGCUAUUGUGCUUCAGAAUAUGGAUAUCCCAAAAUGAAAUUCUCUGUAACUAUCACUGAAGAAGCAAGUCAUAGAAGAAGUGCUGAUACGCUGUGCUAGUACUAAGUAUAACAAAACUUGCUCUAAGGAAGCUUUCUGAAACUGAGUAUAGUAAUAUUAGGUGUUUAAAAUGUAAGAUUAAUAUUCACAUAUAAUUGCAGAGCUCUU